AUGGCGUCUCGUACGAAGCUGUCUCUAGCAAUUGUGUGCUUAGUGGUCGGAGGCUUGGUCCCGGUGGUAUGGGCUGGUGAGAACAACUGCACAACCUCUGCACCGAUCGAGCUAACCAGCGAGAAUCUGACUGUGCCCGGAAGGUUCGCCUGGAACGACAGCCUGAUGAUCGAUCCGAACGGAUUCACCGGAAAAGCACCGUUGCUGAACAGUGGCGUAUGGACGUGGAUCACAACCAUCUUCGGCAUGCCGGUAUUCAGCGUUUUCGCGUACCGAGCUGCUCCUCGCAACUGUGUGCCUUGUUCGUGCGGUACUAAUAGCAACAACUCGAAGAUCGUCGGAGGUCACGAAGCCGAAAUUGGGCGUUAUCCGUGGAUGGUAGCGUUGUACUACAACAACCGGUUCAUUUGCGGAGGAUCGCUUAUCAAUGAUCGAUACGUCCUGACAGCGGCACACUGCGUGUUUGGCAGCGAUCGAUCACGGUUCCGAGUGAAGUUCCUGAUGCACGAUCGGACGGUACCGAAAGAGGACUCGUUCGAGCGCAAGGUGUCCUACAUUAUGACCAACUGGUUCCUGAACGUGCUCUUCUUCAUCACGAACGAUGUCGCGCUUUUGAAGCUAAGUGAACCGGUUCCGCUGGGUGAAACGAUCAUACCGGUGUGUUUGCCCCCGGAGGGAAACACAUACGCCGGCAAGGAGGGUGUCGUGACUGGGUGGGGUAAGCGAGGUGAUGGAUCUUUCCCAAUGCGACUGCAGGAAGUGCGUGUACCGAUCCUAGACAACGAGCAGUGUCACAAUCAGACGCAGUACUACCGCUUCCAGAUCAACGAUCGCAUGAUGUGUGCCGGGAUUCCCGAAGGAGGCAAAGACUCCUGCCAAGGCGACAGUGGAGGACCGAUGCACGUGUUCGAUGCUGAUGCGAACCGGUUCGUGAUCGCGGGUGUCGUAUCGUGGGGCUUCGGAUGCGCUCAGCCAAGGUUUCCGGGGAUCUACGCCCGCGUGAACCGGUUCAUUUCGUGGAUCAACUUCAACACUCGCGAUGCCUUAUGCGGUGUCGGUGGACGUACUAAUCGCAUCGUUGGUGGAACUGAAACUACGGCUCAUCAGUUCCCGUGGCUGGCGGGGCUUUUUCGGCAGGGCAAGCUGUACUGUGGUGCGUCCGUGGUUUCGCGCAACUUCCUCGUCACGGCGGCUCAUUGCGUGAACUCGUUCGAACCUAGCGAAAUCAGGGUUUACCUCGGUGGUCACAACAUCGCCAAGGACUACACGGAGCUGCGGCGCGUGAAACGCAUCAUCGAUCACGAGGACUUUGACAUCUUCACGUUUAACAACGACAUCGCGCUGCUCGAACUCGACAAACCGCUGCGUUACGGGCCCACCAUUCAACCGGCUUGUCUCCCGGAUGGAAGUGUUAUGGAUUUCACCGGCACGCUAGGUGUCGUGGCCGGAUGGGGACGCAUCGAGGAAAAGCGGCCUCCUUCCAAGACGCUUCGAUCGGUGGAAGUUCCCAUCUGGUCGCAUGAGCAGUGUCUCGAAGCAGGCUACGGAAGCAAGAAAAUCUCCCCCAACAUGAUGUGUGCCGGGUACCACGAUGGCCAGAAGGACGCCUGCCAGGGUGAUAGCGGUGGUCCGAUGCACAAGAUGGGACUGUUCGGUAGCAUGGAGGUGAUCGGUGUCGUAUCCUGGGGCCGAGGAUGCGCUCGUCCGAAUCUGCCCGGAAUUUACACGCGACUCGUCAACUACUUGCCAUGGAUCCACGAGAAGCUUGCCCAGGAGUUAGCGCUUGUUCUGCUUCUCGGAAGUGUGGCCAAAGUGGAUGGGCAGCAGCCUUGGAACGAUACCGAACUGAUCGGUCGUCAUGGGCGGUUUCUUUUCGACACGCUGUUUGGGCUUAACACGGCUGCUUUUUCCCUCGACGACGACGAUGACCUGACCAACAAUCAGGUGAAGAGCUGUGACUGUGAAUGUGGUGCCGCUAAUCAAGAAAUACGGAUAGUAGGUGGACGACCAACAGGAGUAAAUCAAUAUCCCUGGCUGGCACGCUUGGUUUACGAUGGCCAGUUUCACUGUGGAGCAUCGCUACUAACAAGAGAUUACGUCCUGACAGCGGCGCAUUGCGUUCGACGUUUAAAGCGCAACAAGAUUCGAGUGAUACUGGGCGAUUACGAUCAAUUCAUUGCUUCUGAGACCCCGGCGAUCAUGCGUGCGGUCACAGCGAUCAUACGGCAUCGCAGCUUCGACCAGAACUCGUACAACCACGACAUUGCUUUGCUGAAGCUUCGCAAGCCCGUCGAAUUCACCAAAACCAUCCGUCCGGUGUGUCUACCCAAGGAGCGCAGCGAACCAGCUGGUCAACUGGGUACAGUAGUCGGUUGGGGCAGGACCUCCGAGGGUGGCACACUGCCGGCGUUGGUGCAGCACGUGGACGUGCCAAUCCUGACGCUUGAUCAAUGCCGCAGUAUGAAGUAUCGCGCAUCGCGUAUAACCUCCAACAUGCUCUGUGCCGGUAAAGGAAAGCAGGACUCGUGCCAGGGAGAUUCCGGCGGGCCACUUUUGGUGCGAAACGGGGAUAAACACGAGAUCGUCGGUAUCGUAUCGUGGGGCGUGGGAUGUGGACGGGCAGGUUAUCCUGGGGUGUACACACGAGUGGCACGCUACCUUCCCUGGCUACGGGCCAACCUGGACGACACCUGCCUCUGCUCAAAAACCGGAAUGGAAGUGAGCAAUUUAGCACGAAGCAUAAUGAAUCUGCGCAUCAACGUCUCGAUGUUUGGGUCGGUGUUUAUCGCGCUGUUGCUGGUGGGACUGCUGCCCGAUGAGGCCACCGGGAAGCUGUUGGCUCAGGGCAAGUACGAGAUGCUGGCGACACCCAACAAAAACACCGACGAGCGCAGCAUAGUCGACAACAUGAAGAUGCUGUUUGGAGGUGGAAGCAACCGUGCUCCUAUCCAUGAUACACCCGCUAGUGCCUGCAGCUGCCGAUGUGGUGAACGAAACGACGCUUCGCGGAUCGUCGGUGGACAGGCGACGGGUGUGAACGAGUUCCCGUGGAUGGCUCGACUGAGCUACUUCAAUCGGUUCUACUGCGGUGGAAUGCUCAUCAACGAUCGAUACGUCCUGACGGCGGCCCAUUGCGUCAAAGGCUUCAUGUGGUUCAUGAUCAAGGUGACAUUCGGUGAACACAACCGGUGCGAUGACUCUGUACGGCCGGAAACUCGCUUCGUGCUGCGAGCGAUUGCGCAGAAAUUCAGCUUCCUGAACUUCGACAACGACAUCGCGCUGUUGCGACUGAACGAUCGUGUACCCAUAACGGACUUUAUUCGACCGAUCUGCUUGCCGUCUGAUCCCGAUAACGCGUACGUCGGCACAAACGGCACAGCUACUGGUUGGGGCACGCUCAAGGAAGAUGGCAAGCCUUCCUGCGUCCUGCAGGAGGUCGAGGUGCCAGUCCUGUCAAACGAGGUGUGUAGCACGCAAACGAACUACACCGCCUCCAUGAUCACGGAUAACAUGCUGUGCGCGGGCUACCUCGGUGUGGGUGAGAAGGACUCCUGCCAGGGUGACUCCGGUGGUCCGUUGAUCGCAGAACGUGAGGAUAAACGCUACGAACUGAUCGGCGUGGUGUCCUGGGGCAACGGGUGUGCUCGACCCUACUACCCUGGUGUGUAUACGCGCGUGACGCGCUACCUCGACUGGAUCCGCGAGAACUCCAAGGACGGGUGUUUCUGCAGCGAAUGA
Molecule: messenger RNA, 3738 nt
Organism: Anopheles nili
Lineage: Eukaryota; Metazoa; Arthropoda; Insecta; Diptera; Culicidae
Product: transmembrane protease serine 9-like
Exons: 14
Coding region: 1-3738 (1245 amino acids)
Biological process (GO): proteolysis
Molecular function (GO): serine-type endopeptidase activity
Source: RefSeq, a predicted model, not a curated record